UAGAGAAGGGAGGGAGUGAACAGCCUCGGGCCCGCCUCAGCUUUACAAAGUAUUUUGGGUGAGAACGAAUUACAGAACAAGAGGACACAGCCCCGCGACCGUUAUAAAUCCCAGGUUUACAAAGGUUCCAGCAGAUCCCGCAGCUAGAAGAGGGGCUCCAGGGACUCAGAGCAGGCCCUGAUCGGCGCUUGGACUACAUUUCCCAGCAGCCUUCACACUGAGGAUCGGUCCUUUGCCGGGGGAAGGAGGGGGGGGAUGCUUACAGAAAGAUGGCCGUUUCGGAAGGGAUAGGAGACCAGACUCAGCAGGCAUGACUGGAGAGGGAAGUCCCAAUGGUGCUAGAACGGUGCUUCAGUGGCAGAAGACGGCUCACGAGUGAGAUCUGGAAGAACGACAGGGAAGACAUCCGUCAUUUGCUCCGAAGUGUGCAAGUCAAAUCCUGGGCAAAACAUGAUAACCCUGAUCACUGAGCAGCUACAGAAGCAGACUCUGGAUGAGCUGAAAUGCACACGCUUCAGCAUCAGUCUGCCUUUGCCUGAUCAUGCAGACAUAUCCAACUGUGGGAACCCUUUCCAGCUUGUGUCUGAAGGUGCUUCCUGGAGGGGCUUGCCCCACUGUUCCUGUGCUGAGUUCCAGGACAGCCUCAACUUCAGCUACCAUCCCUCAGGCCUGAGCCUGCACCUCAGACCACCCAGUCGGGGAAACUCCCCGCAGGAGCAGCCCCUCUCCCAAGUACUAAGCCCUGAACCCCCAGACCCAGAGAAGCUUCCUGUGCCCCCUGCUCCUCCAUCCAAGAGGCACUGCCGCUCACUCUCGGUGCCUGUGGACCUGUCUCGCUGGCAGCCAGUGUGGCGGCCCGCCCCCUCCAAGCUGUGGACUCCCAUCAAGCACCGGGGCAGUGCUGGAGGGGGUGGGCCGCAGGUGCCUCACCAGAGCCCCCCGAAGCGGGUCUCCAGCCUCAGGUUCCUCCAAGCUCCCAGUGCCUCUUCUCAGUGUGCCCCAGCCCACAGACCCUACAGCCCUCCUUUCUUCAGCCUGGCCCUGGCCCAAGAGUCCGCUCAGCCCUGCGCCACCUCCCCUCAGAAUGGUUCUUGGGAGAGCGAUGCUGAGUCCCUGUCACCCUGCCCACCCCAGCGCCGCUUCUCCCUGUCCCCCAGCCUGGGCCCACAGGCAAGCCGCUUCCUGCCCUCUGCCCGGAGCUCCCCUGCAUCUUCCCCAGAGCUGCCCUGGAGACCUCGGGGUCUCCGCAACCUUCCCCGAAGCCGCUCGCAGCCUUGUGAUCUGGAUGCCCGCAAAACUGGGAUCAAGCGGCGUCAUGAAGAGGACUCCCGGCGCCUGCGGCCUUCCCUGGACUUCGACAAGAUGAAUCAGAAACCAUACUCAGGAGGAGGUCUCUGUCUCCAAGAAACAGCUCGAGAAGACAGCAGCAUCUCUCCACCGUGGUUCAUGGCCUGUAGCCCCCCACCUCUCUCUGCUUCCUGCAGUCCUGUUGAGGGGUCAUCCCACGCGCUGAGUGAAAGCGAAGAGGAGGAAGAGGGGGCUGUGCGGUGGGGUCGGCAAGCACGACACAAGCGGACACUGUGCCAGCAGGACUUUGGGGACCUGGACCUGAAUCUGAUCGAGGAAAACUAAAGCUGAGAGGCCGCUUCCUGGGGCCACACAGAC
This is a messenger RNA of Peromyscus eremicus (cactus mouse), 1665 nucleotides long. RefSeq names its product family with sequence similarity 53 member C (gene Fam53c). The transcript has 5 exons. The coding region runs from base 451 to 1632 and encodes 393 amino acids. NCBI's taxonomy places the organism in Eukaryota, Metazoa, Chordata, Mammalia, Rodentia, Cricetidae. Gene Ontology annotation, cellular component: nucleus. The record is from RefSeq and is a predicted model, not a curated record. Gene Ontology annotation, biological process: protein import into nucleus.